Molecule: messenger RNA, 2094 nt
Organism: Penicillium soppii
Lineage: Eukaryota; Fungi; Ascomycota; Eurotiomycetes; Eurotiales; Aspergillaceae
Product: putative 60S ribosome biogenesis protein Rrp14
Exons: 5
Coding region: 1-2094 (697 amino acids)
Biological process (GO): ribosomal large subunit biogenesis; ribosomal small subunit biogenesis
Cellular component (GO): nucleolus
Molecular function (GO): RNA binding; DNA binding
Source: RefSeq, a predicted model, not a curated record
AUGCUGCUACAAUCAGUCCUGUCGAUUUUGUGUCUUGUGGGUGUCGUGUCUGCGAAACACCACCCAACAGUCUAUCUUAUCCGCCAUGGCGAAAAGCCCGAAGAUAAACGCGAUCCUGGACUCAACCGGGAAGGAGAGAUGCGCGCACAGUGCCUACGACACGUGUUUGGCAAGAACUCGGGACAUAACAUCGGACAUAUCAUGGCACCGCGUGUGAAAAAAGGCGGUGCACGUGGACGUUCCCUUUAUACGGUGCUUCCACUGGCCGACGAUCUCGGUCUCACGGUCGAUACUUCCUGCGAGCGGAAUGAUGUGGAAUGCGUGGUCGAUGCGGUUCAUUCGCAUAAGAGACCGGGUGAUAUCCUGAUCGUAUGGCGACACGGGGAUAUGGGUGAUAUUGUGGAGGCCCUCGGUGCUACCGAGCAGAUCGAGUAUCCGAAGAAGCGGUUCGAUCUCAUCUGGACGGACCCAUGGCCGUAUAGGAAGGUGGUGGAUAUCACCAGUGAGGCGUGUCCUAUAUUGGACGAACGGCUGCGUAGUCAUGCGCAGGCAUUUGACGGUCUACUGUCCUUGAUCCCCGCCAAAUAUUAUUACGGCGAAGAAGAUACUAGCGAUCAAUGGCAACGCAAGAAGCAGACUAAAGAACAAGCCCGUGAAGCGAAGCGUGCGAAGCUGGAUCCUGAAGCCGCCGUGUCCAAGACCGCUAAAGACGUGAUGGACGAGAACGCUCGCAAGCGUAAGCGGGAGGACGGGACCCUCGAGUCCGACCAGUCCGACGGAGAGCUGGGCACAGAAACCCCCAAGGAGGGACUGAACCGCGGAAACGUCAACUCCAAGAAGCAAAAGCCGGUUGAAAAGUCUGAUAAGGCAGACCCUGCCAAGGCAGCCGCCGCCGAGGAACGCAGAAAGCAAAAGCAAGAGAAGAUCGCACAGAAGAAGGCCAGCCAAAAGGAAAAGAAGAAGGCCAAGGAGAAUGCACGAAAGGAGAAGGCUCAGGAAAAGAAGCCGUCGACUACCGUUACUGAGGCCUCGGAAAAAUCUGCACCUAAGUCCAACGGCACUUCAGCCAAGGAUGCUGAAGAAUCUGCGGAUGAGGAAAAUGACGACGAAGAAGAUGACGGUGUAGUCGAGGAAGGGUUCUCCAUCGAGUUCAACCCUGAACAGGAAAAGUCCUCUUCUGCCUCAUCCACUAACUCUCCCAACUUCGAUGCCUCAAAUCCCCAAUCCGGCAGCUCCUCCACCUCAUCCAUCGUUCCCCCCUCCGCCUCCACCGAAGCCAAAUCCUCAGAGCCCAAACCCCUCAAGCACACACCCGAAGAGCUGAAGCAGCGCCUACAGAAGCGUCUGGACGAGCUCCGUGCCAAGCGCCACGCAGAUGGCCUUAACGGCAAGCCCGCCCGCAACCGCCAAGAGCUGAUCGAAGCUCGCCGCCAAAAGGCUGAGCAAAGAAAAGCACACAAGAAGGAACUGCGCCAAAAAGCCAAAGACGAGGAACAGCUCAAGGAAGAUGAGGCCAUGGCACGCCGCUUCUCCCCCGGCGGCUCGGGAUCCCUGCUUGCUUCUCCCCGCUCCCCCGCCGAGUCCGUCGGCUCAGCCAGCAACAACUUCUCAUUCGGCCGUGUAAUGUUCUCAGACGGCCAGCAGACCGAUGCCAGCGGCGCCGAUGUCCGCGACAAGCCCAAGACCACUGGAGCACGUGACCCUGCUGCGCAACUCAAGGCCGCGGAGGCCAAGAAGGCCCGCCUCGCCGAGAUGGACCCGGCCAAGCGCGCCGAUAUCGAAGACAAGGACCUCUGGCUGAACGCCAAGAAGCGUGCCCACGGCGAGCGUGUCCGGGACGACACCUCUCUGCUCAAGAAGGCCCUCAAGCGCAAGGAGACCGCGAAGAAGAAAUCCGAGCGCGAGUGGCGGGACCGCAUCGACACCGUCGCCAAAUCCAAGGAGCAGCGCCAGAACAAGCGUGAAGAGAACCUCCGCAAGCGCCGGGAUGAGAAGGGCUCCAAGGGUGGCAAGAAGAAGCCGUCUAGCGGCGGCAAGAAGAAGGCUCGUCCUGGAUUUGAGGGCAGCUUUAAGGGUGGCGGUAAGAAGAAAUGA